Messenger RNA from Lodderomyces theae, 1917 nucleotides. RefSeq lists its product as uncharacterized. The coding region runs from base 1 to 1917 and encodes 638 amino acids. NCBI's taxonomy places the organism in Eukaryota, Fungi, Ascomycota, Pichiomycetes, Serinales, Debaryomycetaceae. The transcript has a single exon. The record is from RefSeq and is a predicted model, not a curated record.
AUGUCCAAGUCCCAGGCCAAGUUCCAUAUAUUUAGUAACCUGUCUUCAUCAAUUGAACAGGAUGUUGACUUAAACAGCAAUGACAACAACAAUUCUUCAAACACAAACAGUGCCGAUGGUUAUGAAGUUAAAGCUGGAGUUACCGAUCAACAAGCACAGCCACAUGACCAACAACAACAACAACAACAACCGCAAUCACAUGAGCAAAAGCAAGGCAAAGAUGUUGCUGCCACUCUUGCCACACAAUCAACCAACUCAUCAACUCCCACUUUGCGUCAACCUCAACCACAAUCUCCACAAUCACAACAGCAACAGCAUCAUCAACUCCACGCACACCAUUCCCAGCAUCUUUUGUCUGGUUCCCCAACCAGAGACGACAAGUUCCACAACCUUGUCAAGAAAACUAUCAACAAGUUGAAAUUGUCACCCGCUGUACCGAAUGCACCAACAGUUGCUUCAGCUUCAGCUUCAGCUUCUACUUCUACAAGUCCCAGUGCAUCUCAAAAGCAGCAGCAACAAUCACCACAACUGCCACAACUGCAACUGCAACUGCAACUGCAACACCAUGUUUCCACCCCAUUUGCUCGUUCAAGAUACAACUCAGUUGUUUCUUGUAACUCGUCCUCGAGCGAUAUUUUUGAAAGAUCUGUUUCUAAUGGUAGUCUACUUUGCAAAUUCACCAAUCCCGACACACCAUUCCACCAUAAUAUAGAAAACUACACCAGUCCAAUUUUAGAUACAACUGCGGAAAUUUUGGUGAAUCCAAAUAUCCAAUUAGAACAAGUUAAAUUGAAUUGUUACUGUGACGAUGAUGGUACAUCCUUGCCGUCACUUGACUCUUUUAAGGGGAAAGAUGUCCUUUUCAGUUCAAGCUACAAUAAUAACCAUAGUAAUAACAGCUACAUUGAUGGUAAUGCCAGUACAAGUAACGACUGUAACUCUAAACCAACUAAUCAGUCGACUCUGAGUUUAACUUCAGCUCCACCUUUUAUUCCAGGCUCAAACACUACGUCACCCACAUUGAGACCAAGAGCAAGAAGUAUCAUAUCACAGCUGAUUAUUUCCACGUUGGAUAACUCAAAGCAUAAUAACAACAACAACAACAACAGCAGCAGCAACAACACCACUGCAGGUGGUAUUUCCCAUCUCAGUAAAGUCAAAUCUUCAACUACUACUACUGGUUUAACAAGACCUCAUUUGUCAGCUUUGAGAUCCUCUAGCUUUGCAGGAACUACUUGUCUUUUGCGCAAUAAGCCCUCAACCACCCAUCACGACUCCAACACAGGUCCACAAGGGAAAUCAGCAAUAUUAAUUAACAGAAAGUCGUCGCCCAAAUUGGCCAGUUUGGUGACAAGAUCAUCUUCUGGUAUUCAGUUGGCGGCGUCUCCCACAUUAUCAACCCACUCCGCCACAUCGCCAACAUUGGCCAACUCUGCUAUAAAAGCGAAGCCAAUUGCAGAAUCCGAAGCAAAGUAUACUCACUCACCUACAACUAAAAGAGGAGCAACUACCGCUGCCAAACAUCACCGACCAACUGAUCCACUGCAACCUCCUGUGAUUGAUUUCUAUUCGUUUGCUGAUAUGUGUACUCAUGAAGACGAAGAACUUGCUCCAAGUGUAGCAGAGAUUGGUGAGGAAAGACACAAAGCGGAUGCGCACCGAGGUGGUGGUGGUGUAUCUUCCAACGACGAUACUGAUGACGACGAAGACGACGGGGUUGACCCACUUGAUGAUGCCAACAUCCAAGAGUUUGGUUUCAACGGUAUUAGCAGUGGUGGCAGUGGUAGUGGCUUCCUCAGUGGCAGUAUUCGUGAUGGAUCGAUUUCCACUAGUGGUACCAUGUUUACAAGAGAAGUGCCUGCUAGAAGGGGUAGCUAUGCUACGAUCAGUGCUAAGGAUUACAUAGGUGUUUUAUAA